AUGGACAACUGCCCUUCCGGUGAUUCAGUUGACUUGGGAGAACCAGUCGUCGGUGUAGAUGGAUCGGCAUGCAAGCUCCACCAUAUGUAUGGUGAAGAGUACUGUGCAUCAGUCAUCGGCUGCAUGUUCUCGAUCUUUCGAUGCAUCGUGGGCGAAUGUACCACAAAAGGUGGACGAUCGCUGACAAUGAUUUUCAGCGAUGGGUUCGGGGUCCAGUUUGACAUUUUCUAUGCGGGGAGCAUGGUUAUUGUCCUAAUGGGCCUCUUCAACAUCAUCACCGCGAUUUUUGUUGAAGCGACUUUGAAUGGCCUGAAAGAAAACGAAUCGCACCGCCGGUAUGCAAAGGCUUAUGAGUCAAGCUACAUGACGGAGCAACUGGCCAAACUUGUCAUGGUCCUCUCCUCCCAAGUGCAAAAGAUGCGGAACAGGAACAGCUCAUUGCCUGGCUUGCUCGGGGAUGGAAUGUUUCCAGGUUCGAGAAUGACUUUCAGCAGGAGGGGUGAGACGGCUGGCGUGGACUCCGAAAGUCCAAAUGCAAACCUUCAUGCAGAGGAGACUUAUUUAAGUGAGGAAGAGUUCAACCAGCUCAUCAGAAUGCCGGAGGUACGGCUGCUGUUGAACGAGCUUGAUGUGAGCGUGGAGCCUCGUCCGGGAGUCUUUGAGGCUUUCAACACUGAGGAAGAUGGCACUGUCUCGAUUUCGGAACUUGUGUCUGGCCUGAUGCGGCUACGAGGCGAUCUGCACAAGAUUGAUUUGGUAAUUGCGCAGAUGGGCCUCGAGAACAUGCAGAAGCAGAUCAUGGAAGUGAAGACUACAAACUUUCAGAUUGCAAAAAAGAUAGGUGCCAAAGGCACAAGGAGUACAACUCUCAGCAGGCUUCACUCCGAAGCCUUGUCGUAG
Molecule: messenger RNA, 900 nt
Organism: Symbiodinium sp. CCMP2592
Lineage: Eukaryota; Dinophyceae; Suessiales; Symbiodiniaceae
Source: the annotation of a GenBank genome assembly